CUGGCCAAAAAGAAGGACAUUCCGAAACCCACCUGCGACCCAAUCGACGCAAUUGCACGCUCAGGUUACGUUGCGUUCGCCCUCAGAGUUGCUUACUUAUGCGACACACACACACACGGGCAGAAAACGAGCAGUUUUUGCCUGGCCUGUGGCUGUGUGCACGCGGCGAGAGGAAUGAGCCGAUCUGAUCUUGUUCUGGCCUACAGCCGAGAGAAUGAUGGAACCCACCGCAAGGACAGUGUAUUGGUUGUUGCUGGGGGCCAGAGAGUGUCAACCCCGCGGCGCAAUCUUGCAAGCACAUCGGUCAGCACAAUACCACCGCUAGACAGCGCGUCGUGGAGACGGCUGCCCAAAUUUCAACGGCGUUUCUACGAGUUCCUUGUGUACUCGCACAACCUGCCGAUUGGAGAAGGCAAUGAAUAUGGCAACCACCGUGAUGCACGUUUCGUUUCAGACAACAUCUCCCAUCAGCGUGCCUACGAGGACGCCUCACCGAACGCCUACAGCGGUUACCAUGGCGACGACUCCGGCAUCAACGCGUACGAUGAAGAGGAGGAGGAGGUGGAGGACGCGACGCGGAAGCCUCUGCAUUCGGGUGAUGAAAAGGUCGUCUAUGCACCGUCUGGCCGAGACAUCUACUCGCCGUACGGCGGCAUGGAUGUGCGCUUAGCGCAGUUUGUCAGCCAACACAACGUCAAUAUGAACGACGGAGCAAUUGUGUACACCGUUUCCGACGGAGAAAAAAGUGGAACUAGAAAACCCAGUUUUAAUUUGCCCUCUGCCUCACCGACUUCUAACCGAAGGUCAUUCACUCGUCCAUGCGGUUGCAGUCGACAUCAGUUCGUGUGGUCCAUAUGUGUCCUCGUCUUGUUGGUCGCGCUGCUCGCCAUUGGGAUAGCCCUGGGGGUCAUCUACGGGGGCCCAAGUCCACUAACAUUUCCCGAGGCUGAACCGUGGUGGACUCAUGGCCUCGUCUACCAGAUCCACGUGCCGACCUUCGCGAACGACAUCAGUGGAAGUCUCGGCAGGCUGAAGGAUGUCACACCCAGAAUGGUGUACCUGGCCAGUAGACUACAAGCAACAGCGGCCAUCCUAACCGGCCUCCUCGAAGCCGAUAAGAACGGAGUGCGUAAUUGGAAGGCCAUCAACCAGGACACCAACCCGGAAGGUGAUCCGGUCGACGUCCUGCUCGCUGACCUUGAAGCGUCAGCUCGUACCAACGGCAUCGAGCUGAUGCUGGGGAUGCCGUUGUACUCCACAAGCGACCGACAUCAAUGGUUCACCCAGAGUGUCGAGAUGAAUCCUCCCAAAUUCGCAAACUUCUACCUCUGGAGAAAGGAGGCGCCAAUCAAUGCAAUUGAAGCGCGCUACUACACCUUUAGCCAGGUGCGGCAUGAAUACUAUCGACACGUACACGGAAAUCCAGGCGCGCCGCUGCUCAAUCUGACGGAUGUCGAGGUUCAAACGGAAAUGCAAUCUGUCCUAGCAUUUUGGAAGGAGAAACUUGGGAUCAGCGGGGUAGUCAUUACAAAUUCCACAAACCUUCUCAGGGAAAUGGCAGCUCCAUUGACGAAAAUCCUUUCCUCAGCUGUCACUGGCGAGUGUACUAACAUGGGUGAUUUUUGGAAGAAAGAACCAAUUAACUGGCCGCAAUUUUCUCGUCUAAUUGUAGAACAAACCAGCACAUUUACAUGGCUGGCAGACAACACGGCUGUAGAUUCGAUGUUUGGAAACAAAGACCUGUGCUACUGUGAGAUAAUCAGUAAUGAACGCAUCACAACGCGCACCGAAGAUGUUUCGGCACAGCUGUAUUCCAUACUUGCAGAUUUGAAGCAGAAGACGUGUUCUCCAGUGUGGAGGCUUGUCCAGCUCUCGGCCGACUUCACAGACUACUUCACACUCCAAAAAACCACAAAUUUUCUGCCUGGUUUGACAAUGAUGGCGGCGGGUGAGGAAGUUGAGCUCAUGACAGGGUCGACAGAGCUUAUCCAAUGGAAUGCCACAGACCCAGAAAACUUUCAGACCUACUGGCCAAUCAACGUGCUUCCCGAGCAGACGGCUCAAGGUCGACUGGAAGAGUGGGCCAACUUUCGUUGGAAGACCGUGGGAUUGCCAGGGAAUAUAUUCAACACAGGCUGGAAUGACAGCGAGGUGGCUGUGACAUCCGUGCCGCGGACAGAAAAUCUUUUCGUCGUUCGACGAACCUACAGCCCCAAUCCGCUCCACGUGUCAACGUUUUUUGUUAGUUUUCAGGCCCUAAACGCCUACACCAACCUCGGCGAUGUGGUCGCUGAUCCCCAAGGCGAUGCAAGUGUUCAACUGAUUUAUGAAGGCAGAAAUUUAUUUACCGACAAUAAACUCGCGCUUGAUUGGGUUUAUCUGACAAAUAAUGACGUUUUUAUUACGUUAUCGUAG
Molecule: messenger RNA, 2415 nt
Organism: Mesocestoides corti
Lineage: Eukaryota; Metazoa; Platyhelminthes; Cestoda; Cyclophyllidea; Mesocestoididae
Source: the annotation of a GenBank genome assembly